Messenger RNA from Aedes albopictus (Asian tiger mosquito), 4881 nucleotides. RefSeq names its product Krueppel homolog 1 (gene Kr-h1). Gene Ontology annotation, molecular function: transcription coregulator activity. Bases 45 to 2201 code for a protein of 718 amino acids. Lineage: Eukaryota; Metazoa; Arthropoda; Insecta; Diptera; Culicidae. The record is from RefSeq and is a predicted model, not a curated record. The transcript has 3 exons. Gene Ontology annotation, cellular component: nucleus. Gene Ontology annotation, biological process: regulation of transcription by RNA polymerase II.
UCAAGUGCUUUUCGAUUUCUCCUUCUCUUACAGAAAUACGCAAAAUGGUGUACUACACGGGAUUACCGUUGCUGAUGCAACAAGCAGAGAACAACACAAUCACCCAGCUAUGCUUCAACGCGCAGAAUGAUCAUUCCCAGUCGCAAUCCCAGCAGCAACAGCAGCAGUUGCCAAUAGAUCAGUCACUUCUCCAUCAACAACAGCAGCAGCAGCAACAACAGCAUAGGUUCCAGCAGCAACAGGUCGUCAAUCUGAGCAACGUCCAAAGCAACGCUCAGUUGAACCAGCAGCACACCAGCGUUCCCUACACGAACUUCCACCAGCAGAGCAACGGAGGACUCGUGCCAACUACCAUACCGCAGACCAGCCCUCCGCCUGCCAGUGCUGCCAAGUUCCGCUGCGAACAGUGCAACAUGAACUUCGGUAGCAAAAGUGCCCACACCAGUCACAUGAAAUCUCACGCCAAGCAGCAACAACAGCAGCAGCAGAUGGCAGCGGAGAGCAAAGGCGGUGGCAUCAGUGCCAAGGGGCUGCUUAACGGGCCGACCACUCCGGCCGAUCCGUACCAGUGCGAUGUGUGCAAGAAGACGUUUGCCGUGCCGGCCCGGCUGGUGCGGCACUACCGGACGCACACCGGCGAGCGCCCGUUCGAGUGCGAAUUUUGCCAUAAGAUGUUUAGUGUUAAGGAGAACCUGCAGGUCCACCGGCGGAUCCACACCAAGGAACGGCCCUACAAGUGCGACAUCUGCGAGCGAGCGUUCGAGCACAGCGGCAAGCUGCACCGGCACAUGCGGAUCCACACGGGCGAACGGCCGCACAAGUGCAACGUGUGCGGAAAGACGUUCAUCCAGUCCGGCCAACUAGUCAUCCACAUGCGGACCCAUACCGGUGAGAAACCGUACAAAUGUCCGGUUGAAGGCUGCGGCAAGGGUUUCACGUGCUCGAAACAGUUGAAGGUGCACUCGCGCACUCACACCGGUGAGAAACCGUACCAUUGUGAUAUUUGCUUCCGGGAUUUCGGGUACAACCACGUGCUGAAGUUGCACAGGGUGCAGCACUACGGUUCGAAGUGCUACAAAUGCACCAUUUGUGACGAGACGUUCAAGAGCAAGAAGGAGAUGGAAGCCCACAUCAAGGGCCAUGCCAACGAAAUCCCGGAUGAGGAAGAGACUGAAACCAAGCCCCUGGUGGCGGUGCCAUCGGGUAGCUCCAGUAGUCGGAGCAGUUUGGUGGAGUAUUCGUCUAGCGCGAGUAGUCUAGCCGCGGCGGACAGCUUGUCCACGAUGGAAGACGCCAUGGAACUCGAAGAAGAUCUCCACACGCCGAAGGUAGAGUUCCAUGACCAGCAGAGCAGCGGCAGCAGCAGUAGUAGAAGCCAAGGAAGCAGUAGCGGCAGCAGAACAAACGAAAACAACAUUCAUUAUUAUUCGCAGUUCGAGCAGUCGGUGCUCCGAAGCUAUGGAGUCCAAUCCGGAGUGAACCCCGCCCUUCUGGCAGCGGCAUCAAUCGCGGCAGCCGCCACUGCUUCGACAGCCGAACAACAUGAAAACAUCCAAAGCAAUAGGACACCAUCACCGCCGCCGUUGGUAGUGUUCUCGCAGCAACAGCACCCACAGCAGCAGCAACAACAACAGCAUCAUCAACAACAAUUGAUGAGCUCGAAUGUGGUAGACCGGUUGACACCGCCGUCCUCGCAGCAACUACCGACAUCUAUAGACCUGAUGAUCCAACAUAUGCCGGCGCAACAGCGCUUCAAGCGAGAAGAGUCACCGGUCCAAGCAGACGCCUUCCUAUACAAACCGUUGUCAAUCAUGAAACAUCACGGCUACUUUGCUCCGGCUUCGCAGGUUUCCGAAUUCAGGUCAUCCAGCGAUCUCGUCCGACAGGUGGAGGCGGCCAUCGCCGGCACGGAAAAUCUCCUCACGCCGCCCCGUUCCUCGCCGGAAUCGCCCGAACGGUCCUCGUCGCCCGAGUCCGAUUCAGUAUUAAUGGCCGACCGGGACAACAACACCCUGCCGCCGAGGAAGCGGAAGCUCUACUUCAAGAACGAAACGCCGCAAGAUCUGCACCUGAAUCACUUGGCCCAUCACCAUCACCACCAGCAUUCGGCGGACCACUUGGCGGUGCCGAGCAGCUCAACGCCCCCGUCGCCACCGGCCAUGCGGAUGAGUUCCGUCAUCCAGUACGCCAAGGCGUCGUAAAGUGGUGACAUCAGGGUGAUACUUUUCUUCAGGGCGGCCAUAUUCGAUGUAGAGUGAGCAACGCGUAUAGUUACAAGGUUAGCCAGCGGCUUAGUUGAUAGAGGAAAGCAGACUUAUUAGUGGAUAGCUAAAUUAAUGGUAACGUUUUUAGAAGGUAAUAUUUAUCUACAAGCGUAGAAUGUAGCGAGUCAGAUUUAAGGCAAAUCAUACAUACAAACACAUACACACAUACAUACAUACACACUAAAUUCAAGAAGACUGUCUCAGGUUAAUCAGUCAUUACAUUUGAUAAGUUUAUCGCUUCUUCUGGAAUGUGGAUUGUUGACAGCUGAGCGAAGGUUGACAGUGAAGUUGCGGAGAAAGUUUGGCAACACUGCAGGCGGCGUCUUAUCCGAAUAAAAUGUGAGCGAACUAAGGCAGAGGGUGUUUUGGAAAAAGGAAAAUAUUAAGACUGUUGAAUUGUCAAAAAAUUCUAGUAACCAAGAAAUAUUUUAAGGUGAUUAGGUAAUGACAAGGCAGAAUCUAAAUAAAGUUGGAUCAAAACCGGAAUAGGGCAAUAUAUUUUACUGACAAAUCACAUUUUCUGGAUAGAGGUAUCAAUCUAGCGCCGAAAGUAAACCAACGGCAACUGAGAAUAAUCGAAAUUUGAAGGCCAUUUGAAAAGACUAGCUUUUUACUGUAGCAAGAAACGAAACAUCAUUAAAGCAAGCAAAGAAGGUAAGAAGAGCGGAAAAGAUAGACUGGAAUUCCCCAAAAGUAAUGUUUAGCGAUAGGAAACCAAACAAACACUUUUUCGAGUUCGAAAAAUCAUUAGUACGUAAGUGUCUUUUUCCUGAUUUAAAGAAAAAUCUACAAUCCUAAAUGCUAUUGAACAUAGGAAAAUAAUCAGCAACACAGCAACAUAUUAGCAAAUAAUUGGAUAGUUACAAUUGAUUACAAUUGAGUACACACCACUACAAACACUGCCAACUACAACAGAAGAAAAAACGAAAACUGCAACAAGAACUACACUCAAAACAGCAAUAGAUGCAAAAAACUGAAAACAAUCAGGGAACUGGCAGCACUGUACAGCCACGCAGCCAAUUUUUUUUUGAUAGCGAUGCAACCUUUACACGGAAAAAGAAAACCACCCGCCGGGCAGUGCGGAAACUGACACACACACAAACUCUGCAACAACAAGCGGAAGAACAUACCUCAACUGCGAAAAAAUAACUGAAUGUUUGCCGAAUAUCUCUGGGAACACUGUACAUAAGAAGCGCAUCCCCAGUGAUGAGCAAUCUGACGCUUUCAUUCAACGGAAGAACAAGUGUUUGGUUCUGAUCUCUUCUAAAUCUAUCGGUAAUCGCGGCGAGAGAUGCGUGUGUCUUUCGGCACAUGCACACUCAGCAGCAACCACUCCAUUUAUGGUUAAUUUCGUCUCGUACGCCACCCUUAGAAUAUGCUUUAAGAUAUUGUGUAGUUUGUACAUUCGAAGUAAACAAGCAACCACAUACAGAACAAUGCAUUUAAUACACUAUUUUAAAAAUAGUUGGUUUAGAGUUAGAUUCGAGCAGGCGAGCACUCGGAUGCAGCCUGCUUCGAUCAUACACAGAAAAAAAAUACAUCCGUGAUUUUUCAUCUCUAAGUUUUGUUUGUUAGAGCAUCGAAAGGAGAGCUUUUGUUUUGUUUGGUGUUUAGCAGCUUCCAAAUUUCCCAUGAACUGUUCAUGGCUCCACAGUUGUUUCUCUUGUUUGAGUUAUCCACGAACCACGAAAUUUCGUUCCUUAUUUCGACUUUAUUUACGUUCGCCAAAAAUUGCUACUUGCUCUGUACCAAUCUAUUGUUCACGAGAACACUACUGCAUAGCAUUCUGUGAAGACCUUCCCCUAGUAUGAAUAAUUAAACCGUAAAAUGUGUCGUUGUUCACCAUUCGUAGCAUACAAAUAGCCGAAGUUUGUGGUUUCUGUUGAUCUGUUUUCCGUUUUCUCAAAUGCGUUUUUCUAAUCAUUAGUAGGCAAAAGGGAAAGAAUUUGAAAUUCUGUUACAUUUUCAUCAAGUUGACUUAAAACAUAUAUAGCUUAAAAAAUAAAAACAAAACAUUAUAUAAUCAGUGGUACACAUUGAGCGAAAGGUAGCGAACAUCAAAACUGAUAGGCAAUAUUCACCCGAAACACUUUUACUAUGUAAAAAGGUUGGAGGACUUGAAUGAGAAUGGAAAUAUAUACAAACAAUAAUUAGAGAAUGGUACUGUUUCAUCAAAACCAUAAAACCAUGUUAAAGCAAUCUUCUAAAAUUGCUGUAUCUACGCUAUAUAUAAUCGAAAACUAAAACCGCAAUAAAAAUUGUGACGACACGAAAAAAUGCAAAAACAAACUCACCAAAAUCAACCCCGCUUUAGUAGGUCCUUGUUUUCUGUCUUCACACACGCCUCAGUGUAGUUUGAUACAGUCAUUAUAUGAUCUUCUAAAAUAAAUGGUAAGCAUAUGAAUAACAAAACAUUAAGAAAAAAAUCAUCCACAUUUAUAAGGAGGAAGAAAAACUCGAGAGGAAUGCAACAAAAGCUGGUUCGAUGGAAACAAGUUUCUUUUGUGACAUAGGACUAAACCGGAAAAAAUGAAAAUAAAAUGACGCGAGUGACCAUUAGCAGUCUCGAUUGUAAGUAAAAGCGAAAAUAAACUGAAUUAUUCUAUUGAAUCGUAAA